Salvelinus namaycush (lake trout) is the source of this 2696-nucleotide messenger RNA. Its product is annotated as prospero homeobox protein 1-like. Lineage: Eukaryota; Metazoa; Chordata; Actinopteri; Salmoniformes; Salmonidae. Gene Ontology annotation, cellular component: nucleus. Gene Ontology annotation, molecular function: RNA polymerase II cis-regulatory region sequence-specific DNA binding; DNA-binding transcription factor activity, RNA polymerase II-specific. Gene Ontology annotation, biological process: regulation of transcription by RNA polymerase II. Bases 348 to 2681 code for a protein of 777 amino acids. The record is from RefSeq and is a predicted model, not a curated record. The transcript has 4 exons.
AGCAUCAAAGCUCUGCAUCGCGUGCGCCUCGGAGACACACACUCACACCAGCUGCUACGACAUCACCGCCACAGUCUUUCAGUCUCGAGAGGAGAGGAUAGAGGAGAGCGGCGGAAAAUAGCUAUUUUGUGUCUUUUUUUCUGUUCUACGCGCACGCUUAUCACUCACUUUACUCUUGCUUUUCCUUCCCCGAGCAAUUAUAAUAUUCACCGUCUCCCGGGGGAAGACUCCAUAUUCACUUUCAGCAGUAAAAGGAGCUCGCUUUUCUCUUCAUCUGCGGGGUGUCAUUCAGCAGCGGUCCUAGAGGAGUGGCUUUGUGGGAUAUGGCCCAAUAGCAGCAGCCCGUGAUGCCGGACCAUGACAGCGACUCCCUCCUGAGCAGACAGACCAAGAGAAGACGUGUGGACAUUGGUGUGAAGAGGACAGUGGGCAGCACCGCCGCCAACACAGCAGCAGCUACAACCAGCGCCGACAUCGCCUGCGCCAAAGCAGCCAUCUUCAGUGCCAUGAACUCUCUCAAUUCCCACCACCACGGCUCCGACGCAGACUCCACGGACUGCUCCAUGGUGCAGCCUCACGGCCCCACUGGGGUUGUCACAGCAACCGACAGCGACUCCAAGUCCAACGUGCUCCGGAAGCUCCUCAAGAGAGCCAACUCGUACGAAGACGCCAUGAUGCCCUUCCCUGGUGCCACCAUCAUCUCCCAGCUCCUCAAGAGCAACAUGGCCAAGAAUGGAGGAGGAGGAGAGAGAGUGGAGAGAGGAGAGAGAGGGGAGAGGGGGGAGAGAGGAGAGAGAAGAGACGGGGGGUUCCCCGGGUCGGGCCUCUCAAGUGGGGGUUCCGAAGCCCCCCAGGAGGACGCCUGCAGUAACUCGUCUCAGGACAGCCCCCAAGAGUGCCUCUCCCCCUUCGGCCGCCCCUCGGCUCUGGGCGCCUUUGACUUAGAGCGCCUCAACGAUGAGCACCUGCGGGCCAAGCGCGCCCGCGUGGAGAACAUCAUCCGAGGCAUGAGCCACUCGCCCAGCGUGGUGGUGCCCGCACGCCAUCUCGGAGAGCGGGACCGUGAACGGGAACAACGUGAACGGGAGAGGGAGCGAGAGAUGGACGGGGACAGGGAGAUGGAGAUGGACUGCCCCCCACAGCCGCCUAGCCCCAGGGGAGAGGUGUGCAGCCGGGAGAACAAGAGGAAGCAGCGCCUUCCCCAGCAGCAGCAGCAGAGCUUCACCCAGCUGGUGUGCCAGCGUAAAGAGCAAAAGCAGGAGGAGCGCAGGCAGCUGAAGUUGCAGCUGGAGGACAUGCAGAAGCAGCUGCGCCAGCUGCAGGAGAAGUUCUUCCAGAUCUAUGAUUCCACCGACGAUUCUGAGCACGACCUGGCCCACGACCUGGGCAACAUGUCUGAGGACAGCGCCGGGAGGUCCGAUGCCGGGGGAGAUGACCGGGCAGACCGCUCCGACAACGAGAUGUCAGACCUGGACCCAGGACACUUCCUGGACCGGGCCAGGGCAUUGCUCCAGGAGCAGGCCCUGCUGGCGGAGGGUAACAAGCCCAGAAGAGAGGGGCUGGUCCGGGGGAAAGGUCCUGGUCAGGGUCCUUCCUCCUCCAUGCACCAUGCGGAGGGCAAGCAGCUUGCUGAGACGCUGAAACAGGAGCUCAACUCAGCCAUGAACCAGGUGGUGGACACAGUGGUCAAGGUGUUUGCCAAGCCCCCGCGCCCCGCACCCCCCCAGGUCUUCUCGCCCCUCCCCAUGCCCCCAGAGAGGUUCGGGGUCAACGGUGAAGGCCCCAACUUCCACACAGCCAACCAGCGUCUGCAGUGCUUUGGUGACGUUAUCAUUCCCAACCCCCUGGACUCGUUCGGUGGCAUGCCCAUGCCUGGCGCCAACGACCAGACAGAGGCGCUGCCCCUAGUGGUGAGGAAGACUCCAACAGAACACCAUCACCAGUCCUCAGCUGUGGGCGCCCACGGGGGCCACCACCACCCUUCCCUGCACCCCUCCUCCCUCUCUGCCUCCAUGGGAUUCAGCCCCCCGUCUUUCCGCCACCCCUUCCCCCUGCCUCUCAUGGGCUACCCCUUCCCGAGCCCCCUGGGCCCACCCUCUGGGGGAUACCCAGGGAAGGACCGCUCCUCCCCAGACUCCAUGGACCUGUCCAGGGAGACCACCAGCCUGCGCACCAAGAUGUCUUCAGUGCAUCACAUGGGGCACCACCACAGGUCGCUCUCUCCCAGCCACCCCGGGAGCACCGCAGAGGGGCUCUCCCUGUCCCUCAUCAAGUCAGAGUGUGGAGACAUGAGCGACAUGAAUGACAUCUCACCAUACUCAGGCAGCACCAUUCAGGAGGGUCUCUCUCCCAACCAUCUGAAGAAGGCCAAGCUCAUGUUCUUCUACGCCCGCUACCCCAGCUCCAACAUGCUUAAGAUGUUCUUCUCCGACGUCAAGUUUAACCGCUGCAUCACGUCCCAGCUCAUCAAGUGGUUCAGUAACUUCAGAGAGUUCUACUACAUCCAGAUGGAGAAGUUUGCCCGGCAGGCCAUCAACGACGGUGUCACCGGGGUGGAGGAGAUGAGCGUCAGCCGCGACUGCGAGCUCUACCGAGCCCUCAACAUGCACUACAACAAGGCCAACGACUUUGAGGUAGGACCGUUUUUAGUGCGACACCCAUUUACUGCUGUGAGACCAUAGCCUCGCCUGAAUACU